Molecule: messenger RNA, 1446 nt
Organism: Etheostoma cragini (Arkansas darter)
Lineage: Eukaryota; Metazoa; Chordata; Actinopteri; Perciformes; Percidae
Gene: ino80e
Product: INO80 complex subunit E
Exons: 8
Coding region: 59-955 (298 amino acids)
Biological process (GO): chromatin remodeling
Cellular component (GO): Ino80 complex; nucleus
Source: RefSeq, a predicted model, not a curated record
UAAAAAAGAUACAAAACAACAGACAACUGGGUCUGCUGGGAAUCUAGUCUUGGUGGAGAUGCUUGGCUUUUCUGGUCCACUUGACAAGCAGAAGGGGGCAGUAAUGUAUCUCCUACGCUGGAUGCUAAAGCUAAGAGUCGUUAAACCCCAAAAGAAGAAGAAAAUGGUCUCGCCCAUCACGACGCAUGAAAACGACGUCACAAAAGUAAACAACAGCAUGUCGCACAGACAGACUCGAUCCAUUGAAAUGAACGGUCAAGCGGACGUCGAAGUUGACUACAAGCGGAAAUACAAAAAUCUCAAACGAAAAUUAAAAUUUCUUGUUUAUGAACAGGAAUGCUUUCAGGAAGAGCUGAGGAGAGCACAGAGAAAACUUCUCAAAGUUUCCAGGGACAAAAGCUUCCUUCUGGACAGACUGCUGCAGUAUGAGAGGGUAGAUGAAGACUCCUCAGAUUCAGAUGCAACAGUUUCUUCAGAAAAUAGUGAAGGAGAAGGCCCCAGGGAGAGAGAAAGAGAACGAGAUGGUGCAAAGAAGCGAAGAAGUAGUCCUGGGGCGUGUCUUCCUUCAUCCUCCCCUCAUCUCUCCCUGCUGUCCCGUCCUGGUGUAAAUGCCCCACAGUCGUCAGGCUCUGGACCCUACCUCAACACUAUGCCCUUCCCACCAGAGUAUUUGGCUCCCCCAGCUGAACGAAUGAAGAAAGAGAGAAAAACAAAGACGCCUAAAAACAAGAGAGAGACUACGGGGAAGGUUGUUGCCCCGAUGGCAGCUAAUUACCCAUCAGCUCCUGCAGCCCCUCCAGCAGCCAGUGGCCCCUUCAGCUGGGUUCCAAGACAGAUGCUUAGCGGAGAUGCUGCUGAGGAGGAGGGAGAGAGCGAUGGUGAUAGUGACAGAGGAGACGAAGACAGAGGGGAGGGAGAUGAGGCUGAACUGGUCAUUGACAUCCCUAAUGAGUGAGCCUGAAAGAAGUGUUUUAGAUGUAUUUAUAAGCAAGGGAUGGAGGGUUUCUCUCUCUCUCUCUCUCUCUCUCUCUCUCUCUCUCUCUCUCUCUCUCUCUGUGUUUUCUGUGUUCAGUAGCCCAUUACACAUUGUCAAUUGAAUGGAAUGCCAAGCUCCCCCCUGUGGACUUUUUCUUAAAUGCAGUAUCACUGUCAAAACUAUCUCCCAGAUAAAUGUGGUUUUCCAAUAUUAUGCUAAAAAUAAAUAUGUUAUAAAAUCAACUAAGAAAAAGCCACUGCUACUGGGAUUAUUAUUUUUAAAACAGCGUCAAGCUGCCUGCUGAUUAUUUUUCGUCUUACAGACGAGCAAUUGACAAACUGUGACUUUAACUCGGUAUGUCCUACACAAAGUGAGUUUUUGUCUGUUAUUUGUUUUUCAUUGCCCCAACACCAUCGCAGGCUUGGUAUUAUGUAAAUACUGCAGUCCAUUAAAGCUGUUUAAGUAUGAUA